Molecule: messenger RNA, 2628 nt
Organism: Diatraea saccharalis (sugarcane borer)
Lineage: Eukaryota; Metazoa; Arthropoda; Insecta; Lepidoptera; Crambidae
Source: the annotation of a GenBank genome assembly
AUGGCUGUAACAAUGGAGCUUGAGGAGAGCGCGUCAGACUCGAAGUUGCACAAGGAGAGUACAGCUAAAAAGGAACUGCGACCUUCGAGCGCUGUUUCGUUCUCUAAAUCUGAUCAUGGACCAGAAACGACGUCGUCGAACGAACAACUGAAACAAUUCAAGAGUUGGGUAAGUAACGACAGAUGGAAUGAGCUAAAGAAAUUAGCAGACAUCGCAAUGAAGGAACGGAAAGUGUUUAUGAUCAAAGGAGGCGGUUUCCCGGCUGUCCGCAGAGCGUUACUAGAAAGAGGAUGGCUUGAAAAAUAUGAACCAAAUAAGGCUCGUCAUCCGCCACCUAACCUAGACCCAAAAAAAGCUACAGGCAAAGAGCUUUCCAGAGUCGAGAGAAUGAUUUUGUACAAAUUUAUGGAACAACACUCCGUUGAUUUCCUGUGGACGACCAAAAGAGACAAGUACGACUGGUUGCUUAGUAACAAGGAAGUUAUUAUUAGCAGAUUUUGCAGAUCGAUUUUUACAACUAAAGAAGGAUUGACGACCUCGUUGACACAAAUGCACUGGUACACGGAACCGGGAGUUGCCUUAACUAGGUUCCCACGAAGCUACAACAUUCACAAUUCCGAUAGCCUCGAAGAGUUUAUCGAUGAUUUCCGAAUAACAGCAUGCAUUAGUGUUCUCAAAUGGCUAUCGACCACAAUACAAACUGGUGGUGAACAAAGUAUAGUCGUACCUCAAGGGAAGGUGCCGUUUACCGCUAUAGAGUUUGCUAUGACUAGAUUAAAUGAAUACAUAUCUUUCUUUACGCAUAAGGAUAUCGAUGAUACGGAAGAUCAAGCCCAGCAUAUUUGGGAACAUGAGUGGGAUCAAUUUUUAACGCAUCAUUACCUCUUGGUGCAUGAAAAGGCGAAAUUUAUGGAAGACAAGAAUUUUAAUAUAAGACAAUUAGAAAAGAAAGCAACCAAAGUACUUGCAGCCAUGACGAAGUUCUGGCCACAAAUCGACAUCGAUGGAGUGUUGAAUAUCUGGAUAGUGAAGCCCGGCAACAAAUGCCGCGGUCGGGGCAUCCAACUCAUGAACAACAUCAAAGAUAUCAUAGGCCUGAUCAAUAUCCCCGCUCAGAAGACUAGAUAUGUCGUUCAGAAAUACAUUGAAAAUCCACUGGUUAUUUACGAUACAAAAUUUGAUAUUCGUCAAUGGUUUCUAAUUACAAAUUGUCAACCGCUAACUAUUUGGAUGUAUAAGGAUAGUUAUCUGCGAUUUAGUUCUCAAAUUUUUAGUCUGUCCAAUUACCACGAGUCAGUUCAUUUGACUAACAAUGCUGUUCAGACAAAAUAUAAAAACAACAAUGAACGUGACAAAGCAUUGCCUGACGAAAACAUGUGGGACUGUCACACUUUCAAGGCUUACCUCCGACAGAUAGGAAAGUAUGAAUUAUGGGAUACGAAAAUAUACCCGGGGAUCAAACAAAGUCUUAUUGGCGCUAUGCUUGCUUGUCAGGAGUCGAUGGACAAGCGACAAAACAGCUUUGAACUAUAUGGUGCAGAUUUUAUGCUCACAGACGAUUUUACGCCGUGGCUUAUCGAAAUUAACUCCAGUCCUGACUUGGCUCCUACUACUUCAGUUACAGCUCGCUUAUGCCCCCAGUGUCUUGAAGACGUUAUUAAAGUUGUUCUAGAUAGACGAUAUAAUCCAGAAGCUGACACAGGAACGUUUGAAUUAGCCUACAGACAAGUAGUUCCAAAAGCUCCUGCUUACUUGGGAUUAUCCUUAUGUGUUAACGGCAAAAAGGUAUAUAAAAAGAAGGAGAAGAGACAUGAGCCGAAGAUUAUCAAUCCAGAGCCGAGAGCAUCCUCCGGUGACAUGAAACCAGACGUAGAUCAGCCUGUACCUCCUGAAUAUACUGGUCCAAUUAUUACAGACUUUCUCACAUGGCUAAAUCCUUAUGACGCUCUACCAACUAAUAGAGAUGGAAUCUUACUAGGUCCAAAGGAAUCUCUUACGGUACGCCGUGCUAUUACCGUGGUUAAAUCGGGAAUAAGUAAUAAUAGCUCUUCCAAAAAACGUAAAACGUCCCUCUCUUCUAGGACUCAUCGCGGAAGGCGGGAAAGAAACUAUACAGAAUCUAAGCGAAGAAUUGUACCUCAUUCGUGCUAUAAGCCUGAAGAGGCCAAGUCAAAUAAUAAUACCGUUAAGUUUCGGACAGAAUCUGCACGGAAAUUGGACAAGCCGAAAAUUGACAGAUCGGUUGGUAAUAAAAGAUGUUAUAUAGAUCCUAUCGAAUGGGAGCGAGAGACUGCUAGCAUAUUGCGACCAACAAUUUCUGUUCAAAAUAAAAUAGUACCUAAAUCAGACACAGUUCCAUCAAUAGUGCUACGUCAAACGAAAUCUGGUAUUUUAACCACACCAAAACUUUUAGGACCUCAAAACUGUGAAGAUAGUACAGACUCAAUUAAAAAAAUAAGCGCUGUUGGUAGAAAUAUUUGCAAACUUAGAGAUGAAAAUAGAAACUCUCAAAAAACUAUAACUUUUUCUAAAAGUUGCACAUCUAUUUACGCGCCACCGUACAGAGUUGUAGUAACGCCUUUAAACGACGAAGGUAGAGGUUGUUUUAUAAAAAGAAGGGGGACCUAG